Molecule: messenger RNA, 2005 nt
Organism: Pistacia vera
Lineage: Eukaryota; Viridiplantae; Streptophyta; Magnoliopsida; Sapindales; Anacardiaceae
Product: ruvB-like protein 1
Exons: 13
Coding region: 632-2005 (457 amino acids)
Biological process (GO): regulation of transcription by RNA polymerase II; chromatin remodeling; box C/D snoRNP assembly
Cellular component (GO): R2TP complex; Swr1 complex; Ino80 complex
Molecular function (GO): DNA helicase activity; ATP binding; ATP hydrolysis activity
Source: RefSeq, a predicted model, not a curated record
CAUGGGCUCCAGUCACACAUUUCAUUGGAAGUGUCUUAACACUGUUAAUUGAUUAUACCAGGAAAUUUUUUUCGUCUCCCACCGGCCUCCAUAUUUUUCUGUCUUUACAGUUUACACUGUUUAUAUCAAGAAAUCUUUUUGAAAGAGAGAAACAACAAUUAUGAGAAAAUUUCAACCCUUUUAGAUUUUCUAGUUUAAACUUACUAGUCAAAUUCAUCUUAUUAAUUGCAAUCCACUAAAAUUUGAGGGUUUGCUAUAAUUUUUCUAUUAUUUUCCUUUUCUGAUUUCUUUAUAGUGGCGCCGAGUUGGUCCAUAACACAAAACUGUUGAAUCCUAUUUGGGUUAUGAAAUGAAGGUACGCUAAAACCCUAAGCUUGGCUAUUCUUUAUCUUCUAGUUACACACAACACUCUUCGUUAGGAGAAGAGGGGCCACUCUCUCUCACUCACUGCCCUUCAGGUGGGUUUCAAUCUCUUUCUCUCCGUCUCCCUUUCUGUGUGUCCAACGCCGUAUCUAAUGUUUUAUGUAUUGUAUAUUAAAUUGAGUUGUUUACUGGAAAGAGCAGCAACCAAGUUUCUGCAAAACCAAAACACAAGAAGAAGAAGAAGAAGAAGAAGAAAAGCUAAAAAAUCAUGGACAAAAUGAAAAUAGAAGAAGUUCAAUCUACUGCCAAGAAGCAGCGAAUCGCAUCCCACACUCAUAUUAAAGGCCUUGGUCUUGAGCCAAAUGGAACUGCAAUAUCUUUGGCUGCUGGCUUCGUGGGUCAGGUGGAUGCAAGAGAAGCUGCUGGUCUUGUUGUUGAUAUGAUUAGGCAGAAGAAGAUGGCUGGUCGUGCACUCUUACUGGCUGGUCCUCCCGGUACUGGGAAGACUGCGCUGGCCCUCGGAAUAUGUCAGGAACUUGGAAGCAAGGUUCCCUUUUGCCCAAUGGUUGGUUCAGAAGUAUACUCAUCAGAAGUAAAGAAAACUGAGGUUUUGAUGGAAAAUUUCCGAAGGGCUAUUGGUCUACGUAUGAAGGAAAAUAAAGAGGUCUAUGAAGGAGAGGUGACUGAACUCUCCCCAGAAGAAACUGAGAGUGUGACAGGUGGCUAUGGUAAAAGCAUUAGCCAUGUGAUUAUUGGUUUAAAAACUGUCAAAGGAACCAAGCAACUGAAGCUGGACGCCACUAUUUAUGAUGCCUUGAUCAAAGAAAAAGUGGCUGUUGGAGAUGUCAUAUAUAUUGAGGCAAAUAGUGGUGCAGUCAAAAGGGUGGGAAGGAGUGAUGCUUUUGCUACUGAAUUUGACCUUGAAGCAGAAGAGUAUGUUCCACUUCCUAAAGGGGAAGUUCACAAAAAGAAAGAGAUAGUCCAGGAUGUAACACUGCAUGAUCUGGAUGCUGCAAAUGCGAGGCCUCAAGGUGGGCAAGAUAUAUUGUCUUUAAUGGGUCAGAUGAUGAAGCCGAGGAAAACAGAGAUUACUGAAAAACUACGUCAAGAAAUAAAUAAGGUUGUUAAUCGGUAUAUUGAUGAAGGUGUGGCAGAGCUUGUUCCUGGAGUUCUAUUCAUUGAUGAGGUUCAUAUGCUGGACAUGGAGUGCUUUUCAUACUUGAAUCGUGCUUUAGAGAGUUCACUAUCUCCAAUCGUAAUCCUUGCUACAAAUAGAGGAAUAUGUAACGUACGGUAUGAUACCUCUUGUGCUGAUGUUGAAAAUGUUAGAAUAGAUGUAACACUGCAUGAUCUGGAUGCUGCAAAUGCGAGGCCUCAAGGUGGGCAAGAUAUAUUGUCUUUAAUGGGUCAGAUGAUGAAGCCGAGGAAAACAGAAAUUACUGAAAAACUACGUCAAGAAAUAAAUAAGGUUGUUAAUCGGUAUAUUGAUGACGGUGUGGCAGAGCUUGUUCCUGGAGUUCUAUUCAUUGAUGAGGUUCAUAUGCUGGACAUGGAGUGCUUUUCAUACUUGAAUCGUGCUUUAGAGAGUUCACUAUCUCCAAUCUUGGUUCAGAUUGUUCCUAAUACAGGUUCUUUCAAAUAA